UUGGCUGUUGUGGCUUUGAAUGCUCCUGUUCAGAGAUAUUCAUGAUCUGGUUUCCGUGUGUGUGAAAACCAGGGAGAAAGUAAAGUCACCUGACAAGUCAGGAAGUUAAGAUGUCAACCUUACUUGGGAUAAGGACGCUAGUGACUUUUUAGUGUCCUUACUCCCCUUCUCCUUCAUCUUUGAAGGAAGAAGCAACACUGUGAGCAUCCAAUGAAGGAACUACGAGAAAAAAGGGCUACCGUUAAAACUUCAGGGAUCUCAGAAGCAAGACAGCCUUCACCUCAACCUGGACCAUCAGCACCAAGAGGCCGAGGCCCAGCCCCUACCUUUAAUGAGGAAGAAGUGGAAAAGAGAGAGGAUUCUUCCUCAUCUUCUCCCUAUUUUGUGUAUAAGAAGCCAAAUGCUACCUCCAAUCAUAAAGUCAGACCAGCAGAAGACAGUUAUUACAGUUGUGCUUAUUAUGCCCGUGUUAGGACUGUAAAAGGCGUAGCUAUUAAAUGGCACACUUCAGCUGGAUUCCGGGCUGUUGGAAAAAAGCCCCGGAUGUAUGAAGCACAGGUGUCAGGGGAAACCACCAUUGGGUCCUCUCCCACCAGUAGUGUUACCACAAUGCGCCAGGAUAUUGAAACUCGUUCUUCCAAGGAAGAUCCUUGUGAGAUCAAAAUGGAAGAAAUAACUUUCCAGGUCUCCCAAAGUGUAGAGGAAGAGCUUUAUGAAGAUCCCAGUGAGGACAAAGCACCUGGGCCCUCCCACAGGAAAGAGGAAGAGAGACCAAGGGUGGCCACCCCCGACUGGCUGGUCACAACAGAUAAAGGCUUCCGUUGUCUGGCCUGUUGCCGUGUAUUUCUUACUCUGGAGGCCCUCAUGGAACAUGCUCGUUGUGGUAUAAAGGAGGGUUUUAGCUGCAGAGUCUUUAAUGAGGCAAUGCUGGAGAUGAGAUGUAAUCAAGAGAAAAAGCGAGAGACUCGUUGGCGUCAGACGGAGGUCCGUCGUCAGCUAGAGACUUGGCAAUGUCAUGCACACAACUGGCGUCAUGGAUUAGAGACUGGGCAUCAUCAAGACAUUCCAUUUAAUCAAGCUCAGGCCCGGCAUCGUCACCAAGAGAACUGGCAUCGACAAGCACAGGCCCGACAUCGCCGAAUACAGACUCGAUUUAAUCCACUUCGAGCUGAGCAUCGUCAACAGGAAUCCCAACAUCACCAACGAGAGACCCAGUUUAAUCAACUUCUAGCCCAGUAUCACCAACAAGAAUCCCACCAUCAUCAAGUGCAGAACCAGCACCAUCGACUACACACUAUAUGUCACCGAAGAGAGGGCCAAAUUCAGCAAGGUCUAAACAGGUGUCAUCAACUAGAAACGUGGAAUAAUCAAACCCAGGCCUGGCGCCGCAGACUAGAGGCUGCGCAUCGUUACCGAAAGACCCAACUUCAGCAAGCCGAGGUUCGGCGGCGGCGUCUAGAAGCCUGGUGUCAUCAAGCCCAGGCCCGGAAUCUCAGACUGGAGGCUGAACGUCGUCAACGACAAGCAUGCCACCUAGCUGAGGCCCAGCACCAUCACCGAGAAACCCAGCACCAUCAAGCACGAGUUAGGCAUCAUCAACUAGAGAGUAUUCAUCAUCAGCAGGACUCCCAGCUUAAUCAAGCACAGGCCCAGUACUAUCCCUUUGACGUGUUGCAUCACCGACGAGAGGCCCGGCUUUAUCCAAGCGGUGUCUGGCAUCAUCAACUCGAAAUUCGGCGUCCUCAUCGAGCACAAGGCCAGCAUCAAAGAAUUGAGACUACGCGUGAUCAGCAAGAGGCCCAACUUCAUCAAGCUGCGGAGGACCAGCAUCGGGCUAGGGAAACCCAUCGUCAUCAAGCUCGGGCCCAGCGCCAUAGAAGUGUAAUACGGCGUCAUCAAGUACAUGCCCAGCGUCGUUGACAAGCAGCCCAGAAAUUACUAGGAGAGAGCCUGCUGUCUAAUCCCUAGCCCAGAGGUGCCAAUGCACCAUGCAUUACCCACGAGAUGGCUCACUCUCCAAAGAGGAGAGGUUAAGAAGCCCCAGCAAGCCCAUGGAUGGAUUCAACUCUUUCAUGACCACAGCUACCCUGAACUAUCUUAAUUCACCAUCCCCUCAAACUUUAACUGCCCCAACAUCUACCAAAGACACAACUGGACUCAUUAACUACUAUGACAUGAAGACGAGAAGAUCAACACAAUUUGAGUCCGGGGCAAGGAAGUCACAAAGAGUUUUAAGCAACAUUAUUUAUUGGAAGGAGUGUGGAGUGCCAUGAGGACCAGGAGGCCCAGAGUGCACCUUCAAGAGGAAAAGGAAAUUUGUGCUUUCAGGAAGACAGAUAAUGGCAACACCCAGGCAAGAGGAAGAUCCUUUGUUGCCCAGGAAUGAAAGGAUAAGGAAGAGGAGGGGAGGGAAGAGGCAGCCAAUCAAUAAGCUUGACCGUGAUGAUCUCUGCACUUCAUCCCACAGACUGCAGGGGGCAAGUGGAAGUAGGAAGAGAGAAGUCACAAUCUCUGAGAAGAGGCGAGAUCUACACUGGCCAGAGACGUGGAGAUCAGAUGAGAUGACCCUGCAGUGCCCACCAGUCUGGCAGUAUCUGUGAUGUCAGAAGCAAACUACAUAUCAAAAUGCUGGUCAUUUGACAUUAAGGGAAUUCUUUGAAAAUGUCUUCCAUUUUCCCCGUGACAGAGACCUUU
Molecule: messenger RNA, 2694 nt
Organism: Phascolarctos cinereus (koala)
Lineage: Eukaryota; Metazoa; Chordata; Mammalia; Diprotodontia; Phascolarctidae
Source: RefSeq, a predicted model, not a curated record